Molecule: messenger RNA, 1302 nt
Organism: Armigeres subalbatus
Lineage: Eukaryota; Metazoa; Arthropoda; Insecta; Diptera; Culicidae
Product: fatty acid hydroxylase domain-containing protein 2-like
Exons: 4
Coding region: 194-1036 (280 amino acids)
Biological process (GO): sterol biosynthetic process
Cellular component (GO): endoplasmic reticulum membrane
Molecular function (GO): iron ion binding; C-4 methylsterol oxidase activity
Source: RefSeq, a predicted model, not a curated record
GCCAGUAGUGUGUAGAAUACCGUCAUGUACAUACAUACUAAAAAUAUGAAACAAUCUUAUCUUCGUGCACCGAAUCGACGACUAAAGGCUCGAUUAAAUCAGAAUAACAUUGCGGUGCUACCCAUCAGCAGUUGGUCUGUGGCGAUCGUUGGUUUUGUACCGAGGUGGAACUUAAACGCUCUCUACAGCAGGAAUGGAUUACAACAUUUCUCGAAGUGAAGGUUAUCUGCAGCAGAAAUGGGACGCUUUCCUGGACGUGGUCGGUGAUGAUCCGGAACUGCUCUACGUGUGGUACCAGUCGCUGUACGUGUACUCGUUUUACUGGCUAAUGGGAUCACUUUACAUAAUGAUGGACAUCACCGGGCGCCCUCGGUUCCUACGCAAGUACAAAACCCAACCGGGAAUGAAUGAACCGCUCAGCUGGAGUGAUUUAAAGAAGAUCAUUAAAACCGCUUUUGUCAACCAGUUCUUGAUCGGUCUGCCCCUGUCCUAUGUGCUCUUUCAUCUGUUUGCCCGAAACGCGUAUCCCGACGUGCGGACGCUUCCCUCAGCGUUGGAAAUCGUACGUGACUUCGUCAUUAGCAUCAUCCUGUGGGAGGUUGGCUUCUACUACAGUCAUCGGGCACUGCACCACCGGUUCCUGUAUCGGAUUGUGCACAAGCAGCAUCACGAGUUCAGCGCCCCGGUUGCGUGGGCCGCCAUGUACGCCCAUCCGGUCGAGCACAUUCUUAGCAGCAUGAUCCCACCGAUGCUGGGAAUCGGCCUGAUGAAGAGUCACUUCGUAACGACGCUGCUUUGGUUCUCGUACGUGAUGCACGACACCUUGGCGACCCAUUCCGGGUACCAUUUGCCAGUGCUGGGCAGCAGCGAGAGGCACGAUUAUCACCACUUGAAGUUCACACAAUGCUACGGCGGUUGGGGCGCGCUCGAUUGGCUCCACGGCACCGAUGCCCAGUAUCGCAAAUCCAAAAACUAUCGACGUGAUCGGCGGCUUUGGAGCUGGAAAUCCGCGCGGGAACUCGUCCCCGAUAAAUAGACAAUAACGUGUCGGGGUCAGCUGGCAACCAGCAUUGAACGACGCGAGGAUAGUGAAAGGAACUCAUGCUGCUGGUCGACGUCGAAAGUGGGACGCAACCCAUAGCCAUACUACAAUAAUAGAUCGAGUAAACUAAGCAUGGACCACCGUCUCCCGGCUGAUAGUGUAAAUAUAAGGGUAACGUGCCAUUGCCAUUGUGCUAGUAACAUUUAUUUAAUGCCGCUUAGAAUAAUAAAGUUCAAUCGGGUCGCAACCCGUUAAGCUCA